AUGGCUAUAACUCUCGCCCUUCUUUCACUCUAUCCUUCUUCCACGGCCUUCACCCAUGCCCAACAACAAUACACGCCAACCACCUACUAUGGCUCGCAAUCAGCAUUCGCCGAGGGUAAAGCCAUCUACAUCCACGGUGGAAGGGCCGUCUUGACUGACGCCAACCCACCCUCCAACCAAACUUUUCUGCUCGACCUCUCAACUCCUUGGUCCAUCGAGAGCCCUGUCUUUCGCCAGCUAGCAUCUGGGUUUCCAUCCGAGGGGGCCACAAGCGCACUCUACAACAACAAAAAUACUUGGUACCUCUCUAACGACCAGAAUGUCGCCCUCUAUGACGUCCAGAAGAACACCUGGGGCCCUACCCUGCGAUACAACAGCAGUAACCCGGACUUUAACAUGGUCGCCGUCGCGGAUCCGAUCAACAACUCUGUCUAUGUCGUCAAUGGAUGGCAGGCUGACUCCAAAUUGUCCAACCCAGUCAGUACGAUGCGUUAUGAUGAGGUGACGGGCCAGAUCUUUCCUGCUGGGAACAGUGUCCCCGUGAGUGGUGGUUAUGCCGCGGUCUGGAGCACGAAACGAAGCUCGAUCCUUGUCCAUGGUGGAUAUAACAAGGCCCGGACUAUUAUGCAACGCGUCCUGUACGAGUACAUCCCCAUCACGGAGCAGUACAUCCCCAUCACUGACAAAGGCGACGUCCCACCUCCUCGGUAUGGGCACUGUAUGGUGGAGGCGUACGGCGGCAGCAAGAUUAUUCUCUUUGGAGGAGUCACCAACCAGAAUCCGACGAGUGCCGAUAUUUUCAUCUUUGACGUGGCGACUUUGACGUGGACACAGGGCCAGACAGGAGACUCGACCGUUGGGCGAGCGUACGCCGCCUGUGCUGUCACCAACGACAUGUUUGUUGCCUGGGGUGGAGCCACGCAGUUGGACAACGUCUUUAGUGUCGUCAAGACCCCGACGAUUGUGUACAACUUGAAGACGAAUGGGAACGGUGCCUGGCAAAAGAACUUUUCGCCCGACAGCGAUGUCGCGUCGUCACACGUUGGAUCUAUUGUCGGAGGGGUCCUUGGUGGAUUGGCGCUGAUUUCAGGGAUGGUGCUCGGGUUCGUUGUCUACCGUCGCAGGAAACGCGCAGGGGCUGAGAAAAAUUCUUUGCCGAGGGGAGGAGGUUCUGAAUCCAACUCGGACUACUCAAUUACGCUCAAGCACGAGGGAGGAGAGGGCACUCAACGCGCAUCCUAUGUGGUCCAUGCACCCGUCGCUACCGAUAUCUCACCCAUGGCCCCCACCGGAUACGAAUCGUCAGCCUACACAGCCAUCGGCUACGCUCAACCUAGCAAUCAACCCCAGCCCCAGGUCUACAAUCCUGUCGGUGCCGCUCCUGUCGUCGAUGGUUCAAUGUACUACACAGGAUACACCCCUCCAACACAGCAAAUCUACAACCCCGCGGCGAGUGCUCAAGGAUACCCAGUUAUCUACCAGCCCCCUCUUGUGGCCCAACCUUAUCUCGCCGCAGACUCACCACAAUUCCAGCACCAACAGACAGCAUACCAAUUGCCACCGCACAACCACGAUCCUUCUGCCAGUUACGCCGGCUACAGCCCACCCGUCGUUGCCUCUGCUGUUCCAUCACCGAAGAUGGCAUGGACCAACUCGCCUACAGUCACCGCUGCUUCUGCAACGGAUGCCAGUGGCGGGGGUGGUGGUGGCGAUGGUGGUAAUGAACCCAGAGUGACUGUAGGAGGUAACGGACAAUCGUACAGCAAGGAUGAGGUUACCCGUCGCAACCCGCAGGGGACGGAAUGA
Linnemannia hyalina is the source of this 1806-nucleotide messenger RNA. The record is from the annotation of a GenBank genome assembly. NCBI's taxonomy places the organism in Eukaryota, Fungi, Mortierellomycota, Mortierellomycetes, Mortierellales, Mortierellaceae.